GCGAAAAUGAUCUGUACUUUGUUUUUCGCAAUCACAACGUUACAUGAACAUGGAUGACCUAAAAUGCGAAUACGUGAAGAAAAAAGAUGCUUCGGACUGUCUCAAGAAGUGCAAAGUGAAGAAAAGAUAAUGUUUUGUACUUCGAUGGUCAUCAACUACAAAGAGAUUUGUGAUAUUGCCUAGCAUUUGGCGCAUUGCUCGAUGAUAAAAAGUGAAAAUGUGAUGUGUCAAACUGAUUGUUUACCUCGCGACGGACAGGUGAGCGGUUCGUAGAAGUGGUACGCGAGGGCGGCGGGAGGCGGGCGGCAUGUCGGGUCGGACGAGCCCAGUCAACGGCGGGUACGAGGCCUCGAGCGCCGAGCCCGCCGUCAGCAUGCGGCUCUCCGUCCGCAAGGACCUGUUCCCAGAGGUGCGGCUGCCCAAGCUAGAUGACAUUACUGACAAUGAGCCGUCCUUCGACGAUGACGAUAUCUCUUGCGUGAAGCUAGAAACCGAUUUCGAGCAAAGCAUCGAUGAAAUCGCUAAUCAGAAGCAGCAAGUGCUGAAUGGAGCGCUACCAUCGCUCACUAGGCCUCGUCAUAGGAAACACAAGCAACACUCUAGAAGGGACUCUCGUGUAAACGGUUGUAUUUCAGAAAAGAGGAGACGAAAAUCUCCUACUGAUUCUCGUCACAGGACACGUCUGUCUAACAAUGUUUUUCAAGUGAAAGGUGGUAAAAACUUAAACUUAGUGAGUAGUAGUGAGUAUCAGGAGGAGGAGGAUGAGGACGAAAAAGAAACAGAAGUGGAAAGUGAAAGUUCAGAAGAUGAAGUGCUCAAGUUCAGUGUGAAGUUACCUGUUAUAGUACCGCGGCAGAGUGGUAAACCAUACAGCCAUGAACUAAGUCAAUUAUCAACAAAAAAGAGCAAAUCCAAGGACUCUAGUAAAGAGAGGCGGACACAUGCAGUGACUCCAUGCAGUGGGAAGCCCCGCUCCAUGCUGGGUAUCUGUAGUUCUCGUAGCAAAAAGAAAUCGAAGAAGUCUGAGUGUACAGCCACAUAUCGGAGUCAGAUAGUUGAAACAAACUCUAAUAUAAAGAUUAAAAUUAAGAAAACAAAUGUCAAGGAAAUGGUGACUCCAACGCCCACUUCAAUAGCGGACCUUGGCCAGAGAAAGUCGAAGAAGAAACGCGCAGCUUCUCCAGUGGCCAGCGAGAGUUCUGGCGAGGAAUACGACCCGAGCAAUAGUGCAGCGCACAUGAGCGUCGCGGCAUCGAAACCGCGUAUUUCUAAGACGAAAACCCGCAAAUCUAACACAACUAAAAAUAAAAGUGAAAAGACUGAAAGAAGUAGAGAUAGUGUAAUGGACAAGUCUGUACCUCAAAGCCCAUGGGCGGCGACCAUACCCAAGGAGAUUUUACUCAAAAUAUUCGAGUGUGCUGUGGCUUCGCAAGGCUCUCUUCCAACUGUUAUUAGAUUAAGCAGAGUGUGCAAAUUGUGGCACAGUGUAAGCUUGAGGUCAGAGCUGUGGAAGAAUGUAGACCUUGCGCAAUACACGAGUGAAAAAUGCAAAACUGAUUAUAAACUGGUCUGGCUGCUUGAGAACAGACUCUCUAAAUGUCAAAGUUUAAAUAUUGCCCAGUGGAAGGUCUGCAAUGUGUCGUGGGUGCUGGCCUGCGUGGCAGACUACUGCCCGGAGCUGGUGGAGUUGAGUGUUGCCGGGUGGAGCCGCAUCACGCCUGAACAGCUCUUCGAGUUGAUUCAAGGACUCCCGAAGUUGCAGAGGAUUGAUCUCUCGCUUACGUCGGAGACGGCAGGGUCAAGCACGUGCCUGUCAGCAGCGUCAAUGGCGCGAGUCGCAGAGAACUUCGGCUCACGUCUCACGCAUCUCACGCUGGCUAAUAACAAAUUCACCGCAUUGCAGCAAAUCUUGACUUCCGUUGCGGCAUACUGCGCAAACCUGGAAGUAUUGGACAUAUCGGGUGCGCAGGCAAUGUCGCAUCCCGCGGCACUGCCUCUUGAGGCGCUGCAAAAGGGUUGCCCCAAGAUGCGUGUCUUCCGUGCUGCAAAUUCGCAGCUAGUAUUGGCCAAUGCAACUACGUCACAACAGAUGGAAGUGGAAGGCUGGACCCUAUUAGAGGAGUUAUCAAUAGCUGGCGAGGCAGCCGCAGACCGAGUGGCUGUUGGCGAAUAUCGUCUUGGCGACGAGGCGCUAUCUCGUCUUGUCCGAGGGGCCACUAGACUGCGGUUAUUGGACCUACGUGGGUUACAAAGGCUCACUGACUCUGGCCUUGUUAGAGUGCCUGCCUGGGAAUUGCAGCAUUUGUUCCUUGGAGGUUGCAACGUGACACGUCAAAGCAACGCAUGCCUAGAACUGAUCUGCGAGAAGUGGUCUCACAGUCUAAUAGAGUUGGAUUUAUCGUGGGCGUCUGCGGCGCGCGUGUUGGACGAUGCCGUUUGCGCACUUGCAGAGUCCACUAGCAGCAAACUCAAAGUGCUGAAUCUUUGCGGUUCAUCAGUAUCUCUGGAACCCGUGAAGAAAGUUCUUCUGAGGUGCCCUCAUGUGGAAUCGUUAAAUCUCAGUUCAUGUCGCGCUCUACCCCGAGGCAUGAAACGACUUUAUACGGGUAAGGAAUUGCAGGACUUAAAAGACAGUUUAGAUCCGGAAAAAGCGAAAACCAAAGUAGAAACCGAAGGAGGCAAAGGCAAGAAAAAGAAAGAUGCUAAAAAGACCGAGGCCGACUCAAAAUCUGAAGGCAAAAGUAAAAGCUCCAAUGCGGCUGAAACCUCAGAAAGUAAGGUAGAAGUGAAAUCAAAAGAAGAGUCGUCUCCAACUCUAUUUCAAGAGCCCAAAAGCGUUACUGACUCUGAGUCUAGUUUCGCUGAUAACACUUCGCUGACUCCAACACACGCUCGAACGCCAUCGCGAACUGAUAAAAGUGAAAAAUCUGUCAGCAAGAUACCUGAAAUCGCUAGCCCUUUGCCAGAAGGCCGGCGGCGGUCUACAAGAGAUGCUACACCGAAAUUGCUUAGUCCCUUACCACAAUCAAAACCCGACUCCUCCUCCACCCCUAGAUCUGAUCCAGCUAAAACCGACUUCGGAAGUCCUCAUUACAGCCCUGUCCCUAAACCCGAUAGUCAAGUGCAAAAUAGUCCUGAAGUCCAACCCGAAUCUGCAAAAAGUAAUUCAUGGAAAUUCAAAAGUACUCCCACUUACCGAUCAGAAGCGAGCCCCCUUAGUAGAUUAGAAAGUCACAAUAAAUUGAAGCAUGGUAAGGUCAUAGAACAAUGUAGUCCUACCACUUCCUUAGAAAAUAAACCCAGCCCUGAAACUAUUGGGGCUAAGCAGGACAUAAAAAAUCCAAAUAGUUGGAAUUAUGGUAACUACAGCCCCAUGCCGAAACAAGACCCGCAGUUCUCUUCGCAGAGGAGCCCCUAUUCCGCUCAGCCGAGCCCUGCUCAGCCUAGCCCAUAUUCCACGCAACCCAGCCCUUACUCCACUCAGCCUAGUCCCUACUCCUCACAACCUAGUCCUUAUUCGGCACAACCGAGUCCUGACACCAGUCAAAUAGUGAAACCAGAUCUACAGAAAUCAGGCGCUUGGAAUACGGGCAAUUUCAGCCCUAUGCCCAAACACCACGCCCCAUUUUCUCCUCAUCCAUCUACCCAUACCAGCCCUGAUUCGGGUAUGGGUAUGAAGGCUGAUACACUUAGAAACAAUCCUAAUAAAACUCCGGGCCAGUAUAGUCCUAUGUCUCGACAGGAUCGCCUGCACCACAGUCCUUACUCUCCCAGGCAGAGUGCAGAAACAGUAGCAUACAGCAACAAAAAGAGUCCAGCCGCUACAGGAAACUAUAGUCCAAUGAUGCGAUCAGACUGCCACUUGGCAAGUCCAGAUGGUGGUCAGCCUUCGAGGACAAUCGUUAGCGGGAGGCCACAAGACCUAUACAGUCGUUCUAUACCAAAAAUGCCUGAGGUUAUUCAGAAUGUUCCCCCGCCAGAAGUGCCAGGUUCUUGGAACAUGGAUAGGUUUAACACCACGACUCCUAGUAUCGACUCGUUAGUAUGGGGUCCUUCAUCGUUUAACACGGAACCGCCGCCUCCGCGGACAGACAUUCCCGCUAUGCUCAAUACGCCUCCGCCGCAACAGUGGUCCGCCAUGCCUUCCUUCGACACAAGUGCCCGAAAACCAGAAGAUGACCCAUGGAUGAUGGGCCAGUUUCGCGAAGAACCGCCUCAGCAAAUGCAUAAUACGUUCGACCAAAAUAUAUGUUUCGACACGUUAAGUGGUCACAUAAGUCACCAAGUUAAUAUGAUUCAAAAUUAUCUAGACGAAACCUUUAGUGGGUCGUCCCGCGUGGACUGACAUUCUGUGCUUUCGUCCAAUCAUAACUCGACUUCGAGGAGUGACGAAAUUGUUAAAGAAACAAGCAAAUUUUCUUUAAGAGAAUUAGGGUGACAAUUUUAAUAAUGUAAUUGAACAAUUAUCAUGUAGAGAUUGUAAAUAAGAUUAUCUAAUUAGUUAAGAAUAUCGAAGCUAGGAUUUUGUUCAAGUUAUUUUGCAACAUAGUUUAUGGAAAUGGAUGAUAAAGUAAGAGCAAAUAAUAAUUAAGAUAUAAAAUGAAUGAGAAAUACAGUUGAUAUGAAUUUCGUUGGAUUAUACUCAAGAGUUAGAUUGUAUAAUGUGAUUCUUUAUUUGUGUAUGCCAAAAUCUUUUACAUAACGACACUGAGGCCAAAACGGAUAUUUAUUUAAAGCGUUUUUUGUAAAUAUAAGAGUA
Hyposmocoma kahamanoa is the source of this 4759-nucleotide messenger RNA. RefSeq lists its product as uncharacterized. Gene Ontology annotation, molecular function: protein binding. Gene Ontology annotation, biological process: SCF-dependent proteasomal ubiquitin-dependent protein catabolic process. Gene Ontology annotation, cellular component: SCF ubiquitin ligase complex. Lineage: Eukaryota; Metazoa; Arthropoda; Insecta; Lepidoptera; Cosmopterigidae. The coding region runs from base 308 to 4345 and encodes 1345 amino acids. The transcript is spliced from 10 exons. The record is from RefSeq and is a predicted model, not a curated record.